AUUGUUUGCCAUUUCCAGUUUCCAGUAAUGGGAAUGAUUACUUGAUCCAGCCAGUUUCUAUUGAAGAUCUGGGAAAACUUACACAUUUUAAUGGCAAAAUUUGGUCUGUUUCCAUAAAACAACAACAGGAAAAAACACAACCUGGUUUUGGUACCUGGAGGCAUCACCUCUGAUGAUGAAUAUUGUUUUAUUUUGGAACUGAGUGUCUGCUCUUCAGGAACGAGAUGUAUCUUGCUUUUCUGGUGAUUCUCUUGCAGUGUUCAGAACUUUACACUCAGGAGAGAGUUUUUACUUUCAACACAGUUGAAAUCAAGGUUCAGCCAUCUGUCGAAGUAAAGAAUGGAGCUCCUAUGUCAAUUGUCUGCCAUGCCGAUAUUAGCAAAAAUACUGAUUUCCGGCUGAAGCAUAAUUUUACAAUUUUUAAGGAUAGCAAGCUUGUGUUCACGAGUGUAUCAGACAAAGGAGAUGCACAAUAUGAAAUAGCUAUGGCUAGAUCUUCAGAUACAGGAGACUAUGAAUGUGCUGUGGAAGCAGGCGGAAAGACAAAAUCUAGUAACUCCUUACAUGUUUGGGUAACAGGAAUGACCAAGCCAAUCCUGACUGCUGAGAAAAAAGAAGUUUUAGAGGGCGAAGUUGUGAAGUUACGUUGUGAGCUGCCAGAAGAAGUACCUCCUUUAGAUUUCGUUUUCCGGAAGAUAAAGAUGAAUUCAACACCUAAAGAAAAACAUGUAUUUGAACCAUACAGAAAUUUUUCUGUAGUGGGAUUUUCUGUUGAAGAGGGAGAUAAUAUUUUACAAUUUGAUUGCUUUGGUAGCAGAAAUGUAAAACUCAAAUUUGAAAGCUCAGAACAUAGCAACAAAACACUUGUUACAGUCAGGGAACCAUUUAUAAAGCCUACUCUAAAUGCCAAGCCCUCAAGUAAUAUUACAGAAGGAGACAGAAUACAGUUUGAAUGCUCAACUGUGGUAGCCCGAAUGCAUGACAUUGAAAUCAUACUCCAGAAAAACAAAACAAUACUGAACAGUGUACGAGAUGAAAAAAUUUUGAAAUACUCUGCAGUAGCUACUCUAGAGGACAGUGGUGAAUACCUGUGCAAGGUGGAGCAAGGGAGAGCGUCUAAAACCACCAAACUCAAUGUUGUUGUGUCAGAGUUAUUCCCCAAGCCAACAUUGACUGCUUCUAUGAGUAAGGUGGAUGAAAAUAAAGAAUUAACUUUGAGUUGCAGCGUUAGUGGUUUUCAGAAAGCUAACUUCUCUAUAUUACGGAAAAAUUCAAAUGGAGACAUCUUGUUGAAAAAUUCUAGAAACUUAACAAUGAGAGUUAAUGUGAAUGAUACUGGAUUAUAUAUCUGUAAAGCUGAAGUAAAAGGAAUAGUCAAGGAGAGCACACCUGUAAGGAUAAAUGUUUAUGCUCCAGUCUCCAAGCCAACUAUUUCAGUUGUCAGUGGUUUACCAGAGGUGGUGUUAGGGAAGCCUCUACGGUUAAUCUGCCAUUCAGUGAUGGGAACACCACCAAUAACAUUCACAUUCUACAAAGGAAAUGAAGUUAAGAAAACAGUAACUAAUGACACAUAUGCUAUGUUCUUGGAUGAAAAUAUUAGACAAAAUGACAAAAGAGGAUACAAAUGUGAUGCUAGAAAUAAUCACUCCAGUGGUAUGAAAACUAGCAAUAUUCUAAACAUCACAGUAAUAGUACCAAUCCGGAAUGCCAGCUUGGGCAGUUUUCCGUAUGGAGAAGUGGAAGAUGGCAGUGACACUGCUUUUCUCUGCUCUGUGAAAGAAGGAUCUUGGCCAAUUCACUUCAGGAUUUUUAAAAAAACUGAUCAUGAAGUUCUUGUGUAUGAAAGAAGUGAAAAUGCAGACAGAAUGAUGUGGCAGAAGAAAGGAAUGAGCAGGGAGGACACAGGAACAUAUUACUGUGUGGCUUCUAAUCGAGCUAAUGUGGAUGUGAAAAGCCAUCCAAUAACCAUCAAUGUCAUCUUAGCGGCUUGGCAGAAAGGACUCAUUGCUGCAUUUGUCCUAAUGCCUAUCGCAGGAGCAGUAACUCUCACUUUGUGGUGGUUUUUGUGUAAGAAGAAAAACGCUAAAGGACCAUCCAUGGAGAUGUCUGGUUCUGCCUUGGCUACAAACUUGACAAGUGAAAAACUGACAAGACAGCACAGUGAUGGAGACUACUAUUCAGGAUCAGGUUACAUUGAAGAUAAUGAAAAUCACAUGAAAGCAACAGAUGAGAGUAAAGUGGCAGCAGGAUCAGGCCCACAGCUCAAACGAGCAUGCAGUCCUACAAAGAAACAUCUUCUUGAUAUUUUUGGGGCAGGACCUGACCUUGAGAGUGCUGAGGUGGAGUACACUGAAGUUGAAGUAUCAACGCUUGAUCCUCACAGAGCUCCUGUACAGAAGGGGACUGAAACAGUUUAUACUGAAAUCAGAAAAGCUAAUAAUGAAUUCAGGUCUAAAGACGACAGUGAAGCCAUUGGGCAAGGAAAGAACUGGGGAGGUUCUGGGGACACUAUCGUUUCCGUGUUUGACAAGCAGAAGACAGGCACACAGGCACUGUGGAAGGAGCGUGGCAUUCAGGAAGCUCAUACUCCCCUCUCUGCCCAUAGUCGGAAGCAGCUGAAGCCCCCUGGGAAGCCUUGGCCUUGCAAGCAGCAGCUCCUUCCACGAAAGGAUUUAGUCGGAGGUGACAGCAGUAAACGUUUGCCGGCAAAACCUAUACACAGAGUUUGGAGGACAAAGCCCAACCAAACGCACCGUUCCCUGGAUCUGGCUGCUUAUAAAUGCGGUCAACAGAGAAACAAGGAAUUCGGCGGUUUACCACCACCACCACCGGCGGCAGAGAACGGCCCGCCCUGUCGACGGCCUCACAAACCCACCCUCGUUUCCACCGGGGCACUCGUUGUUCGUGGCCGUUUUUCCAAGUGA
Cariama cristata (Red-legged seriema) is the source of this 2924-nucleotide messenger RNA. RefSeq names its product platelet/endothelial cell adhesion molecule 1 (gene PECAM1). Gene Ontology annotation, molecular function: transmembrane signaling receptor activity. Gene Ontology annotation, biological process: cell surface receptor signaling pathway. NCBI's taxonomy places the organism in Eukaryota, Metazoa, Chordata, Aves, Cariamiformes, Cariamidae. The record is from RefSeq and is a predicted model, not a curated record.